AUGGCAUCCAAGAAGGGUAUGGCAAUUGCUAGCCUUGUGCUUAGACUUUUCACUAUUUUAUUUGCAGCUGGCUGUAUAGUGGUUCUCAUACUAGACAAGGCUCCCAACGGUGGAGAUUCCAAUGUAACAUUCAGGGAUGUCAUUGGUUACAAGUAUGUUUUCGCCACCGCUGCUGUUGCAGCAGCCUAUUGCCUAUUGCUGUUACCCUUUACAAUGUACCGUGCUUGUACCGGAAAGAAGCUCGUUCGUGGUCCUUUCUUGCCUGCCUUGUACUUUUAUGGAGACAAGGUGGUUGCCUUUGUUUUGGCAUCGGGUGUUGGUGCCGGUUUUUUGGACACUGCGGAUCUGAAAGUAGCUUAUGGUUAUUUCUUCGAAUUAUUCGGGGAAGAUUUCAAGGAUACUCCCUUGGAAGGUUUCUUUAACAAGGGAUAUGUGGCGACGGCUCUUCUAGCAGGUGCAUUCUUAUGCAUGGCUAUUCUUUCAAUAUUUUCCUUCCCCCGCCGACCCCCCACCGACGCCACAAACAAAGGUUUCUUCUUCCGAUGA
This is a messenger RNA of Gossypium raimondii (Peruvian cotton), 546 nucleotides long. Its product is annotated as CASP-like protein 4D1. The coding region runs from base 1 to 546 and encodes 181 amino acids. Lineage: Eukaryota; Viridiplantae; Streptophyta; Magnoliopsida; Malvales; Malvaceae. The transcript has 2 exons. The record is from RefSeq and is a predicted model, not a curated record.